AUGGCGAGAAUCAUGAAAAACAGUCUCGAUAGGAACUAUUCGGUCUACGUAGAAAUGGAUGCUUUGAAGCUUGCUCGAGAACUGGUAAACCAACAGGAAACGGAUGAGGCCUUCUUUAUCUGCGGCUUGCGAGACUUGGAGCAAAAAGUGAAACUGUGGCAGCAGGAGUUGCCACAAGUGACACCAUACUACGCCGUAAAAGUGUGCUCAGACCCGGUUAUUCUUCGCACCAUGAAUUCACUGGGGGUCAGUUUCGACUGCUCUAACAAGAGAGAGUUGAAGACAGUGCUCGACAUGGGCGUAACACCCGACCGCAUCGUGCACGCCAACACAGUCAAGAGUACUUCCCACUUGAAGUACGCCUCUGAGCACGGUGUUACCUUGAUGACAUUCGACUCUGCAGAAGAGCUGGUGAGGAUGGAUGACAAGAACGCAAGAUUGUUGCUGCGCAUAGCAGCCAGCGAGUUCGGCAGCCGAUGGACGAUGAACGAGAAGUUCUGUGCUUACUCUCACGAAAUCGAGAAUAUUCUGAAGGUGGCUCUCAAGCUUGGCCGGAACGUGGUCGGAGUUGCCUUCCACGUGGGAUGCGCCUACCAUCAUCCGGACAUCUUCGUCAACACCAUCGAUCACGCCAAGCAAGUCUUUGACAUGGGCACCGAAAUGGGAUUUCGAAUGAACGUGCUUGACAUCGGCGGUGGAUUUCCGGGUGGAGUAAGAAAGCAGGAUACGCUGGCCAAGGUGUGCGAGGCUGUUCGGUUCACCAUCGAUAAGCACUUUCCGCCGUCCAGCGGGGUGAAGAUCAUCGCCGAACCGGGCCAGUUCUUUGUCACGGCAGCGUACAGCCUGGUCGUCCGAGUCGUCGGCAAGAGGCAGAGGGAAAUCAGCAUCGAUGGUGUCGUGUGCUCGCACGUGGAUGUCUUCAUCAACGAAAGUACGGAGAACUGCGUCUCGAGAUAUCUCUACCCGUUCUUGGAUAUUCAGCUCCAUCCCUUGACGCCACCGUUCGACAGACCCCGCAAUGUUGUCACAUCGCUGUGGGGAGCCACCUGCAACCCAAUUGACCGCAUGGAGGAAAGGACGCUCAUGUUCGACGUCACGGUGGACGAGUGGCUCUUCAUGGACAACAUGGGCCCCUACGGUCUGGUCAGGGCCACGGGUUUCAAUGGCUUCGGCUUCCCCUUGGUCAAGUACAGACUGUACAUAACCACUGUAGACAAAACGCCGCCCGUUCAAAGACUGGUGGACUCGAUGGUGAUGAGAGGAGGUUACGGUCAAGUCGAGGAAUCAAUCAUGGCUCGUCAUCCAAGCAAGCCCAUCCCGGUCGCCGACGCCGGCGCAGACGAAAAGGGCUUAGAAGCGUGA
Molecule: messenger RNA, 1362 nt
Organism: Ixodes scapularis (black-legged tick)
Lineage: Eukaryota; Metazoa; Arthropoda; Arachnida; Ixodida; Ixodidae
Product: ornithine decarboxylase-like
Exons: 11
Coding region: 1-1362 (453 amino acids)
Cellular component (GO): cytoplasm
Molecular function (GO): ornithine decarboxylase activity
Source: RefSeq, a predicted model, not a curated record